Messenger RNA from Rubroshorea leprosula, 2237 nucleotides. The record is from the annotation of a GenBank genome assembly. Lineage: Eukaryota; Viridiplantae; Streptophyta; Magnoliopsida; Malvales; Dipterocarpaceae.
AGAUCUUGACAGCUGCAUUCUUCACCCUCUCUCCUUCUCUCUCCAGUCCAAUUGCAAAGUCCAUUCCAUGUCCUCAUUACCUCUGCCACUACUUAGAAUUUUCAAGAUCUGAUUGAUUCUGGAACUUGGGUUUUCGUGGAAAGUGAACUCCAUUCAAGGUUCAUAUAAAUUCAUGUGGGAAUUUGAUUAUAGUUCAAUUGCAGUUGGACGUUUUGUGCUUUGAUUUGAAGGUCUGGUUUGUUUUUGCAAUUGGGUUUUUGAAGAUAAAGAAAACCCAUGAAGGAUUCAGACUUUACCACCGAACCCUUAGGCCAGAACCUCAUCAAAUUGAUAGGCAAUCUAUGUUUCUCAGUGUUUGUCUUCUCAGUUUUGAUAUUUACGGUUAUUGCCAUUACCUACCAGCCACCAGAUCCAUGGCUGGAGUCAGCUCCAGCCUUAACUAAGCUCUUCACUCAGUCUGAGAAUGCCACCUUCAAGAAUGAUAAUUCCAUCCUUAAAACUGGUGAGGAUUUGAUUGCUGCAGCUGCCCCUGCGGUGUCGCCAGCUGCUGCUGUCAAUCCCAUCACUGAAACAGUUAUUGAGAAGUCUGAAGAGAAAAUCACAAAGAUGAAUCUAACAUCAGAUUGUGAGGACUUAAAGGUUGUGAAUUGUUCAGACCCUCGUGUUCUGCUUGCGGUAGAGAAGUUCAAUUUGAGGGUUUUCAAGUCCAUUGUGUUUCUGGACUAUCGGACUCCAGUUAAUGGAUCAAAACCGGAUGAGUGUGAUGUGGCUUGGAGGUUUAGGAACAAAAAGGAGAAGUCUUGGAGGAAGUAUAGGGAUUUUAGAAGGUUUAGGUUCAGCAAUGGAGAGAAUUGUACCUACAAAGUGGUGCAUGCCAGUGGUUGGCAUUCUGGAAUUAAUGCUCGGAGGCCAAGGAAUAGGCUUACUCCCACUAGGAGCGGUGGGACUGCAAAACUCUCUCCGCCAGUUCGUGAUGAGGAGAUCAAUGAUACAAUUCCAAGCUUGGGUUCAGACAUGGCUUUUAGGAAGGGGAAGUAUUUGUAUUAUUCAGGUGGAGGAGAUUACUGUAAGGGAAUGAACCAUUACUCGUGGAGUUUCUUGUGUGGGUUAGGGGAGGCUAUGUAUCUGAAUAGAACAUUCGUAAUGGAUUUGAGCAUUUGUUUGUCUGCAACUUAUAAUCCUAGUAAUAAGGAUGAGGAAGGAAAAGAUUUUCGUUUCUAUUUUGAUUUUGAGCAUCUAAAGGAGGUGGCCUCAGUGGUAGAAGUGGACGAGUUCUUGAAAGAUUGGAAGAAAUGGGAUCAGAUCCAUAAAAGAAAAGUGCCAGUCAAGAAGGUUUCUACCUAUAAGGUUACACCCAUGCAACUUAAGAAAGAUAAGAGCACAAUCAUUUGGCGGCAGUUUGAUGCUCCAGAGCCAGAGAAUUAUUGGUAUAGGGUAUGUGAAGGGCAAACUGCAAAGUACAUUCAGAGGCCAUGGCGAGCUCUGUGGAAAUCAAAGAGACUGAUGAAUAUAGUCACUGAAAUCAGUGGGCGAAUGGACUGGGAUUUUGAUGCUGUCCAUGUGGUUCGAGGAGAAAAGGCAAAGAAUAAGGAGCUUUGGCCACAUUUGGAUUCUGAUACGUCCCCUGAUGCUCUUAUUGCAAAGCUCCAAGGAAUGAUUCAGCCUUCGAGGAAUCUGUACAUAGCCACCAAUGAACCAUUCUAUAAUUACUUUGAUAAAUUGAGGUCUCAGUACAAAGUUCAUUUGCUUGAUGAUUACAAGGAAUUAUGGAGUAACACUAGUGAGUGGUACAAUGAGACGAUGCUUCUGAACAAUGGAAAACCAGUUGAAUUUGAUGGGUACAUGAGAGUGGCUGUGGAUACUGAGGUCCUUUACAGGGCAAAGACACGUGUGGAAACAUUUUAUAAUUUGACCAAGGACUGCAAGAAUGGAAUUAAUACGUGCUGAUCAGGUUCAGAAUAUCAUUUUCUGCACUUUUUUCCCCUCAGAUCGAUUCAUAUCUCAUGGAUGUUCUUUAACUUUUCUUUUAUUCUAUCACAGAAUGAAAUUGUUGAGUUCACUGUAGUCUUGUCUGAUUCUAUCCUUCUUUUGUUUUGUGAGUGGCUUUUUUGUUUCUCUUAAUGAUAACAAAUCUAUAUCUCUUACAUAUUCGAGCAGUAGGUGUAAGUAUGAAGAACUGAAAUUCUGAACUUGAGUCUUCUCAGCAUCAUGUUGACACUAGCAUGAUUAAUUAUUGA